UCUACACGAACAGCCAUAUAAAACAUUUGCUAAUACAAAGACUGUAUGGUCGAACGCCAGAUCGAACAUUGAUAUUUCAGGGUUAUUUGGUUAGCGAACAAGUGGCAAAUCACCGACAUUUCGCCUCGUCGAUAGUUUUGACAGCCAUGAUGUAUAUCGUAUACUGCAAACCUGUUGACAUUGUGUGUGAUAUCUAUGUUGGAUUUCCUCUGUAAAUUUUUAUAUACAUAAUGGAUUUCGAACGGUAGGCUCCCUACCUAUGAUUUACCUGUGAUCUACCUGUGAGAGGUAGUUAUCUACGUUAGAUUUACCAGUGUUGUCUAGCGAGUGAGAGCCGUAUUUAUAGUUACCCGACAUUGUAUGUUCGAUCAAGGAUUUGACUGCUUGAACAAUCAUCGCAGUGAAAGAUUGAAAACACAUCAUUCAAGAUGGGAUUAGAUCCUCGUCAAUUCGUUGAUGCAGUGGAUGAAAAAUACAUAUGCAAAUUAUGCCACAAAGUCUUUCUGGAUCCAGUCGAGAACGUCUGUGGUCAUAUCUUCUGCAGCUCUUGCAUCAAAAAACGACUUAAAGGUGACAUGGCAAAGCGAUGUCCAGUGUGCAGUGCCCCGUUGACCACAAAAACGGCACAACCUUCGAUGGACUUCCGUUUAGAGCUAUUGAAUCUACAAAUUCGUUGUCACAAUAAAUGUGGGAAAACCUUCCCUCUGGCCAACCUUCCUGAUCACAUGGGGGACGAAUGUCCGAACACGGCCGUGCCCUGUCCGAACAUUUCGAAAGGAUGCAAGAAAAAAAUCCGCAGAUGUGAUAUUAAGAAACACGUUGAAGAAUGUGACUUCCGCGAAGUGGAGUGUGAAGCUUGUGGUUUCGUAACUGUGUAUUGCAACCUUUUUACUCAUCAGAGUAGAGUAAGGUGCCUUGAAAAGAAACUCAAACAGCAAGUGAUCAGAGAACAGCGUAACCAAGCCAAUGAUAUCAAAAGACAUCGGUCACAACUCACAAAGUUAAACGUUCGCCGAGAUGUAGAAGACAGGAAGGCAUUUUUAGAACACGCUAGACAUCUUAAAAGUGGAAAACAUAAAAGGCACGGGUCCAUAGAAAAUCUAUCUGAUAACCAAACUCGUGAUGUCUUCUUGACAGAGCUCGUAAAUAACCAAGCUCAAAGUGAUGACGGGUCAAGUCCCCCUCCUCACCCUUCCAGGACAGGCCACGCCGUGUUUUCGUGUGUCAGGUGUAAAAAGCUGUACAACGCAAUGUCUAACAACGAGAAAGCAUGUCGAUGGCACGCAGGGAUUGAUGUCUAUAAAGAGGAACAAGUUAUAUUUUACAAACUUAUUAAUAUUAUUGCUCUUCUUUUUCACCUGCCUGUGUUUCUUCCUAACAACGCCACCGUUUCUACCAAACAGCCGACCAUGGAUGUGUUCGGGGGGACAUGCUUUGCUUGCGGGCGAGUUGACUAUCAGCCGGGAUGCAUGUUUGGACACCACCAAUCUUGACCAAGCCAACCAAGUAUAUAGCUUGGCCAGAGACGACAAGUGCUAUGACGUCAUAUUGGAAAAACGAUGAAACAAUACCAGAAUUUUACUGUCAGUGAACGUAUAUAGAAGACAUUUUCUGAAGAAAAACUGAAACAUUUGUGAGGAAAAUGGAUGGAAGUUGAUACUUCCAUACAAACCGCUUUUGACCCGGCUGUGCACACACUAAUUAAGAUACUUUUCUUGUUAAAAGAUAAACGUAUUUCCAUAUAAGUGAGUUGAUAUUUAUUACGUAGAUGUUGAAUAUCACAUAUGCAACAUAACUUCACAUUCAAUUUCAACAAAUUUGAAAAUGGUACAAUGUCACUAGGAUUGGACAACAGGCUAAAAGCCAAAUCCUUUCCCUAAAUUUACAUUCCAAGGUGUCAUGACCUUUACACGUUUACUAAUAGUUUUGUAAGCUGGAUUAGCUGUCAGAUUAAUUUGGUCGCCUUUUUAUGUCGUUAACUGAAAUGUGUCUUUUCAAACGUGUUUAACUAAAUGACUGCACAAUGUACACCUGCAAGUAGAUGUAGAUUGAAGUAGGGAUUGAAAUUUAAAGAUCAGAAAAAAAAAUAGAAAUCGUUCUAUUUGUAUUUAUAUUUAUAUUUACAAGGCACUCCAACAAAGCUCAUAUGCCUUGCAUUACAGAAGAUUUUCUUAUCUAAUUUUCUGUGACCUGCAUCUUAAGAUGUAAAUUUCACGCAACACAAAUCUGAACAUUUUCACUCACAUAUUAGAGAUUGAAGAGCAUCAUUGGCACAGGUACAUUUUCUGUUAUGUCAUUAUAAAUACGAGUCCGAUAUUGGAUUUAUAUAAUUACCAACGGAGUGUUAUAUUGUUACUGAUCUUUGAAUUGUCCAUGUGUGAAAAUAACAGUAAAAGAAUAUUUUAAAAUGAUUUAAUGUCACAAUAUAGCAAAUAAGUGUUGAAGUCCACCUAAAUAUGCCCAUGUAUACCGAUAUGCAAUCGACACACAAAUAUAUAUCGUAGUUCAAGUAUGUAUACACAUUUAUGUCUGUAGAAAUAUAAAAUAUUUAA
Mizuhopecten yessoensis (Yesso scallop) is the source of this 2552-nucleotide messenger RNA. RefSeq names its product TNF receptor-associated factor 6-B-like. The record is from RefSeq and is a predicted model, not a curated record. Gene Ontology annotation, cellular component: plasma membrane signaling receptor complex. Lineage: Eukaryota; Metazoa; Mollusca; Bivalvia; Pectinida; Pectinidae. The coding region runs from base 429 to 1493 and encodes 354 amino acids. The transcript has 9 exons. Gene Ontology annotation, molecular function: zinc ion binding. Gene Ontology annotation, biological process: regulation of canonical NF-kappaB signal transduction; positive regulation of JNK cascade.